UGGGUCCGGCUGAACGUGGGCGGCACCUACUUCGUGACCACCAGACAGACCCUGGGCCGGGAGCCCAAGUCUUUCCUCUGCCGCCUCUGCUGCCAGGAGGACCCGGAGCUGGACUCGGACAAGGAUGAGACGGGAGCGUAUUUGAUUGACAGAGACCCUACCUACUUCGGGCCGGUCCUAGACUACCUCCGACACGGGAAGCUCAUCAUCAAUAAGGAGUUGGCAGAGGAAGGUGUGCUGGAAGAAGCAGAGUUUUACAACAUCGCCUCGCUGGUGCGGCUGGUGAAGGAAAGGAUUCGGGACAAUGAGAACAGAACGUCACAGGGCCCCGUGAAGCACGUCUACCGAGUCCUGCAGUGCCAAGAGGAGGAGCUGACUCAGAUGGUGUCCACCAUGUCUGACGGCUGGAAGUUUGAACAGCUCAUCAGCAUCGGGUCUUCCUAUAACUACGGAAAUGAGGACCAGGCCGAAUUCCUCUGCGUGGUCUCCCGGGAACUAAAUAAUUCCACCAAUGGCAUUGUCAUCGAGCCUAGUGAGAAGGCAAAGAUUCUUCAGGAGAGAGGAUCGCGGAUGUAGACUACGACCAGCCGGAAGCGCCCGAAUCCUAACCAUCCAGAGAGCGUCACUCCCGCACCUGUACAGUCACUGAGCUGCGGCACCCACCGCCCAGCUGCGCCUGGCCCCUGGCUGAGGAGAGGUGUUCCGGGCCAGCUGGCAGGCAGCCCCUACCCCCACCCCACCCCCACCCCCGCCAGGAGUCGGGGACAGAUGCGGUGGCAGCGCCUGGCUGCAGAGGACCUUGUCCGUUUGUUUUCCUAGCCAGUGUUAGACCCACCUCUCGACUGGCAGCCCUGUGGGGGGCCUGGGCUCCCCUUGUAAGUGUCCUGAACUCCCAGGAAGACGGGCGGGUGCGGUGUACCGAGGUGGACGGAGUUGCCGCCUUGUAACUGUCGCUGAGACUCGGACCCAGGCAUCUGGUUGUGUUGAGGUUCAGGACACACGGUAGGUAGAAUAGCCCAGUGCGCCCCGAGCUUCCUCUGAACAAGAGCCCCUUGGAGGCCAGGAGGCGGGGUCCCUUUCUCGGGCCCUGUGAUAUGGCUGGGGAUUGGCAGCUGUGUCCCACGGCAGCCUGCUGGCCAGUCCUCUGAAGACUGGGCGCUGUGGGUGGCUGGUGGGACUGCGCCUGCAGCCUCUCGCCCCUGGUGCCCUGUUUCCUGCCCUGCCCUUUGCACCCAGACCACGGACAGAGGGACUUGGUAGGCCCCGUGGUGACUUGGGAUGGGGGAGGGUGUCUCUGUGAAAGCUGCCAAACGAGUUACGUUGUUGUGUCCAAAAGUGGUGGCGUGGCCCUCCGUGGCCCUUGGAAAUGCCUCUACUGCCCAUACGACACCGAUGCCCCCUCCCAGCGCCUUACCUUGGCAUACCUGGCCGCCAUGCGUCAGAGACUGUGCUACCCCCGCAGUGUGCCUGUUGACCACGGGCUGAGGACCACAGAAGGGAGCCCUCCCUGGGGCCAAGACCUGCAUCAGGACCUCCCUGCUACACUGUUGUGGCUCAGUGAGGAGUCGUGGAAUGCUAGGUGGCUGGAGAAUGUGGUUUUUCCUGGAUAACUAAUGAUGGUCAUUUGGAAGUGUCUGGAGAAGGUACCUCUGGGGACCACACCAUCUGUAGAAGGCCUCCCAUCCAGGCCAGGUGUGCUGGGGACCUUCCAGGCCAACGUUCCCACCUGUUCAUGGGGCAGUCCCAGGGAGUGGUUUUAGGGACUGACUGGAGACUGUAACGUGACCUUGGGGGCUGUGAACUGGCCAGGCGUGGAUGGUGUGGCCUCUGCAGACCUUUCGUGGCUGAGCUGUUUGACAGCCGAGACUUGGGUGGCGUGAGGCUUCUCAGGAACAGACUCAUGGUGAGCCACGUGUCAUUACCAUUCUGUUAGAAGAGUUGGGUUUUGGUACAUACUCCUGUGGGAUAAGCUUCUCCCACGAGACUCUGGAGGUAGAAUAGGUGGGGUGAAGCAUGCAAAAAAAACGGUUUGUUUAAUUGUUCUUUGCAAGUGUGUUCCACUGUGUGAAACUUUUGGGAACAUGGGGUGACCCAUAAAGACCCUGCAAUUGCUACACA
This is a messenger RNA of Echinops telfairi (small Madagascar hedgehog), 2118 nucleotides long. RefSeq names its product potassium channel tetramerization domain containing 2 (gene KCTD2). The transcript is spliced from 6 exons. Gene Ontology annotation, cellular component: cytoplasm; Cul3-RING ubiquitin ligase complex. The annotation marks the transcript as partial. Gene Ontology annotation, molecular function: cullin family protein binding. The record is from RefSeq and is a predicted model, not a curated record. Lineage: Eukaryota; Metazoa; Chordata; Mammalia; Afrosoricida; Tenrecidae. Gene Ontology annotation, biological process: proteasome-mediated ubiquitin-dependent protein catabolic process; protein homooligomerization.